AUGGAUUCAAGCGCAAGUUUUGGAUCGAGCGUUUCACAUGUCUCCUCUCAUACCCUGUAUCCUUUUCUUUGUUCUGGACCAACUCUCUGUCGCUCAUUUGUUGUGGAUCCCUGAUCUGCGUGGCAAUUGCAUUUGGAGAUGUCUCAUCUUGCUUAUGCAGUGUUUGCGCUGCUCACCUGUUUGUCUUUGUUUAGACUGAUACCACUUUGCUCUUGUUUCUCUCAUUUUGAUACCAAUUUUUUGCUUUGUUCUGUUCUGGUACGGUUUGGUCGCUGCGGUCGUAAUGUGGCCUGGUUGGUUUAUCGCGAAUACCCUGAUACCCUGCGUACAGCCUUAUUAGAGUUGUACAUAAGCGGCCAAUAGGGCACACUACGACGUAAUAAUUCCUAAUCGAAGUCGUUCCCUGAACU
This is a messenger RNA of Dothidotthia symphoricarpi CBS 119687, 410 nucleotides long. RefSeq lists its product as uncharacterized. NCBI's taxonomy places the organism in Eukaryota, Fungi, Ascomycota, Dothideomycetes, Pleosporales, Dothidotthiaceae. Bases 139 to 363 code for a protein of 74 amino acids. The record is from RefSeq and is a predicted model, not a curated record. The transcript has a single exon.